AUGGAGGUGUCGACGCCGUGGGGACGGAUACGGAUGCUUAGAGAAGAGAGAGGGAGGAGCGAGCUUAGCCAAGCAGGCGCUAUCUGCGUCGACAUUGCGAGGAGCAAGAAGUUCGCACGGCGCAGACGCCCCCCUGUGCGAACGGCCCCUAAUGGUUCGGCCAGGCAAGAUGGUUCGGGCCCAACGCCGCUGCAGCAGUGCAAGAAGCCAGGUGAUAAGCCACUCUCCAGGGAGCUGCUGGAGACCCUUAGGCGAGAGUGCCUCGAGCGUAGUGUGUGUACAAGAGUGGCGCGGCUGCCCAGCGUGAUUGAGAAGGCACCGCAGCCCAUCAAACUGGAGACUCCUUUCUUCAAGACGGUGGAGCCGUCGGACGUUCACAUUACUGAGACCCCCGCAACAGCCUCGUCCAAAACGGACAAGUCACAUUUAAGGUCCCCAUCGCAGACACUGCAGCAGAGUCUGCACCAACAAAACUGCCAUCAGCACCACAACCAAAUUGUCAGAAUCCCAUUGGCCAGCAUUAGGCCCGGGAGUAUUCGGAAGCACGGGAGUUCCCAGUCGGGACUUCGAGUGCCGAGGUCGUCGCCAGUGUCGGUGGAGCGUUCCCAGCGUCGGUCCAGCACGGGACUUUCAUCCCCGCCUCCGCUGCAAAGUGCAGCGCAGUCUGCACAGCAACAGCAGCGGCAUAACCAACAGCCACAGCGACAUCGGGCUUCGGAGGAACGUCCUCAGGGAGAGGGCGACAUGGUGUGCAAGAAAGACGAGAGUGAAGUGCGCGCAGGUGUUGCGAAGUGCAAUUACGUGCUCAGCGACAACUACGAAAACUUGUCUGGUGACGAGAGUCCCGCAUCGCGUUCUCUGGAGGCAUCCAACGUGGAUCACAAGGCCAUCGAACUUUUCCUGCCUCUCGUAGACGCCAUGGAAGGCCAAGGACAGAACGAUCACUCUGCUGGUGCUACAGUUGUCGCUUCGAAAGAGUUUUCCGAAAGUGCUUCUGGCGCCACCGAAGACUACGACGACCUGCCGGAGGAAGGCAGCCUCGUCAUUGACGACGAAGGCGUAGAUGGUGACCCGAGCGCACCUAGCGGUGCUGCCGUUUCGAAUAUUGCAGGUUCCAGAAAGGUGGGGUCUGGAACGAGGUUAAAGUGGCCACACGAGUCACCUACGGCUGUGACGUCCGAGCCACCGCAUGAGGCAUCGUCUAAUUCUCCCGCGCCGAGGGCAGACCUCAUCUCUGCGACCCGGAAUCAGGUCGUCGACGACGCCACCAACGCCGCCUCAAGGUGGCAACUUCUGAAAGACCUAAAGAACAAAAGGUCCAAGUUGAGCCUGCCCCGCCAGUCCAUGAGUGCCAGCAGGGCCUACUUAGAAGGCGGACGUCCGCUGACUCUUCGAGAGGCGGCGACUACGGGCGUGGUUCAGCCACCACCGCUGACGCCUCUCCAGGGUGAGUCGCCAGCCCCCUGGUGCCCGGAGGACCCGGAAGGCGACCAAACCCGAGACCCGAGAAUGCCGUGGCGCCCAGUGCCGGCGACGCCAACCAAGAAGACAGGCGGCAAGAAGCAGCAGCGCAAGAACUCGGAAGACAACCAUCGGCGGGGCAGCAGCAGCAGCGGUGAGCAGCAUGGCGACGAGUCGCGCUACAAGCGGCUCGCCCAGGAGCUGCCGGGCUUCAACUGGCUAGAGCAGAAGAUUAUGGGCCACGGUGGCGGCAACUUCGCCGACGCGUCACCGCCCAUAUCUAAGCUCGUGACCCGAGAGGCGCCUGCGGUGAUCGCUGCCCCUGCAUCUGAGAGGACGGAACAGAAGGCGCCUGCAUCGCCUCUGGAGCCAAAGCGAGUCUAUCCUCCGGGCACCGAUAUCCUGAGCCGUUCCAUGUCCGAGAUACAAGACGACUGCUGUGACGAGGAGGUUGUUGGCGAGGAGGCGCCGGUUAUGGAAGCCACUGAGAUAGCUCCACCAGAAGAGGCCAAAUCUGAAGGUGAAGAGCAACCGCAGGAUAUGGUGCAGCAGGAACUUCCAAGAGAAAUUCUUGUCACUGCACUUCCAGACACUUAUACGAGCGACCCUCGCCUUUCACAAGUGAUCACGUCUACGGCUCUUAUUCGACCGCAGUAUCCUUUGGAAGUUCAUAUGGCUGGCUCAAAUUCGGCGCUUGAGAUGCCGGUGGGUGCGCGCGGACUGACUACUGCGUCGAUGAUGACGUGCGUUCCACAGGGCAUGCAGGAAGUAGAAGGCGAGGCGAGGCUUUCUUCCAAAUCCCAAGCCGACGCCAUUGCUCAGGGAAGGGCAGCUCCGGAAGAGCAGUCGAGCGACUCCGAUGUGCUCUAUCUCGGAGUGUCCAGGAACAGCUUGUCACCGGGAUCCGAACACAGUGGAGGAGACCAUAGAACAUCGGUGAUGACCGAAGCUGACAAAGUAUCAGAGAGAUCGAGAUCCGCGGACAACAAUGUGACCCAAACCGCAAUUGCGCAAAAACACCGCGCGGGGGCGCCUGAACCAAUAAACUUAAGCGAUGCAGCCAGACGAGCCGAAAUGUAUGGUACAGCAAGGGACCACUAUUCCUUCUUUCAGCCUCAUUCAUUUACCAUGUCUGAUCAUCAAAGAUGGCUCGACGAACGUCGCUACCACGAAAUGAUGAACGCUCGUGGGCCUGUAGGACAACAGGGACACCUCGCUCCGUCACAGAUUUCGCCCGAGUUGAGCCAGAGAAGGCACUCAGGAGGGUCGCUGAUGAUGCCGAAUCGCAUGGAGAUGCCGCCACAAUAUAGGCCUCCGGUGUCUGAGCGCUCGCCGAUGCUACGACAAGUUCCACCUCCCCACCAAGGCCUGUCUCCCCAUCAAGCUCUGUCGCAGCACCAAUCAACUUCGUCGCAUCAGCCGCAUCUGCAGCACCAGUCAUCGCAUCAAGCCCAGCUUACGCAACAAGCGGUUCACUCGCAACAGCCUCCGCCGUCGCACCAGGCAAAUUACUCACACCAAGGGCAGCCUUCCCAUCCACCGCUGCCGCCCCACCAGGGACAGCUCUUGCACCAAAUGCCAGUAUCACAUCAGAUACCGAUUUCGCGUCCUCCUCAGCAAAUGCACCCAGCGGGUUCGUAUUACCCAUUGCCUCGUGCACAUCAAACGCAACCAGGCGUUCAGAAUUUUCAACCACUUCCAGCUCUGACACGUGACACGCCGCUUCGCAACGGCAGGCCAGAACUCUACCAAGCUCAGCAGCGCUACAAAACCAUGGAACAAGCGUAUGGAAUGACUCCUCACGCUCAACAACUGGGUCCGUAUGCUGUUCCUCAAUUGCCAAAACAAAACUCUGAUCCUUCUGAUAAAAACAUGUCCCCAGCGACUAGAAGUCUUCACCUAAAAGAUGGCAAGGCGGAACCUUCGUACAAAGAAAUCGGUGCCAGCCGAUCAGAAGGAAUGGGGCCUGGGGCACCGCCGACUGCUCCAGGCAACGCGAAGCCUCCAGCAACUUCACCCCACACACAACGACCAGAAUCAGCCGGCCAUUCUUCACAGACGAGCAGUCUCAAAACAGAAAUGGAAAUGCUAAAAGACGAGUUGAAAUACUUGGAUGCCUUAGCCGCUCAAAAGGAGGCUGAAUACGAGACGGUGGUGCAAACGAGAACAGAAAAGCUUAAGACCUUAACGCAACUCGAAGCUAGAUAUAAGCGGUCGCUCGAACAGCCACAGCCGUAUUCGAAGGAGGACGUUCGCUAUCCUGGUACGGCUGCUGAUGUUCGUCAGGGACAAAGACCAGCUUCUUCACAGUCAGAGAAAGCAUCCCUUGUAGAUGAUCCGAAAGCUGUUCCGAAGCAAAGGCCAUCAUCAGUCGGUGGAUCUGGCCAGCAGAAGACGUCGCCCCCAGCUCUGUCCUCUCCGCUUGCGAAAACUUCACCUGGACAUCCAGCAGUCCCUGGACUUAUUCCUUACCCACUUUCACAUCCUCCGCAACAGGCCAGACCACCACUGUCACUUGCUUCGCAUCCCAACAUUCCCUUAAACAUGCCAAUUAUGGGAGCCGGUAUGUUCAACAUGCGAAAUAUGGAGCUGCAACGAGAUUUCUCGCCCAUGCUGGGUCCUCAGCCGCUCAACUCACCACUGGUGCCAGGUUACGGCCGCCCGUACUAUUCGCUCGAUAGGAACAAGCACCCGAGCCUUCACCAUAUGGAAGCGGCAAAACCUGCCGUCAAGCGAAAAUACUCGCCUGGUAGUGCCCCUAGCCUACCGCAAUCUAACGGUGAAAUGCGCAGCACGUCUUCCCAGCGUUCCACCAUGGUGCCGACGGGACAGCGCCAGAGGGAGUCUGAGAAGGUCACCGCGCCGUUGAGUCAAGAGCACGCGCAAUGGCUUCAUGCCAUGAAGUCCCGCGAGGCUCAGGGCGCGCCACCUGGCUAUCCCACUGGUGUUCAGAGCGCUUUCCAAACGUACGGUUCAUUUCCCAACAGGCGUGUCUUACCAGAAGACCUGCCCUUAAAUCCCGCAAUGAGCAACGCCGCCUGGAGCAACUACGCGGAAGGUCUCCACGGACAGUAUGCUCUGCAGAUGGCGAAGCACGGCUUGUAUCCGGGGCAUCCCACGUGGAGUGGCUCUGAGAAGCAGCAGCAGCAACGCGUGGGUGAGGCUGAAGGCGCCGCUAUGCUAGGGAGGGAGCCUCCUGCUAAGAGACCAUCCCGUGAGGAACCAGUCAUACAUCAAAUGUCGAAAGACAGGCACAUGAUGCGACCCGGUGACAAGCCUGUUGCCCAUGCAGCGUUGCUGGCUAGUCAGGCGCCACCCCAGGAACAGGCUCUGUCGGCACAGGCUCCUCCGGUGCCGCAGAACCCGCAGAGCAAGAACAACACUUGUGUGAUGUGUGGCCAGCUUGCCCAGUACAUGUGCUCCGGCUGCCAGAACAUAUGGUACUGCGGGCCGCAGUGUCAGAGGAACCACUGGGUUAGCCAUUCCAACGUCUGCAUGGGGAGCAAGCGUUGAUGGCUCGUGUCAAUGUGUCUCACCGUGGCCUAACGCUGAAGAAACGUGGCAUGGCGAGGAUAUUGUGGGCUCUGCUUCGAUAAGCAAGCAGUACUGAUCUCGUGGUGGGCCCGCAAAGCUCACCGGGCUGAAUCUUUUGUACGACUCAAUCGAGACCUCGGCCUGGAAGAAAGCUGUGCGACGCUUGACAGAACACGCGGAGAAUCUCCUUCAAAAGUGAAUGAUGCGGGACCCAGGAGUAUCGGCGAUCUGCGUGUUCCGUGCCAUAUGUUUGCAUGCAGUGUUGCGUGUACCGCGAUCGUGUUUGUGUUUCUUUUUUUUUCGCACUAUAUUGCGUUUUUGACUCCUCCGACAACUGCUGCGUCGUGAAUGGUCGAAAAGAUGGCGCCAAUUCCAUGUUUACUGCCGUGCUCUAGUCAAAAGUUUUGUUUUCCUUGGCUACUACGUUUGAAUUAUGGCGGCGAAAAAAACAUUUGUUCGCCAUUUCACCAUCUUCAUCGUAGAGCUCUCGACGAUGCAAUGACAUUGUGAACAGUUUCCAACGAGGAAGAAUGGCACGAGCAGUGUUAACACCAUUUUACUUUCUGUUGUUUUUGAUCUUGAGUUUUUUGCGAGCUUGGCUGGAAUGAUAUCUGGUCAGCUGUGACUUCUAUUUUAGGCCAUGACCAAAGACAUUGAACAUUGUAUUGUUUUUGCCAGUGACCGUCAAGUGACUCACUUGGCUGGUGCAGCGAGAUUCAAAGUUAUGUUAUGUUUUUUUUUUACCAGUUUCACUUGCGCCAUUUUUAUCUCCUCCUUGGGGGAGCUUAGUGCUGAACGAUAUUUAUGAGGGCGUGCCCGUUUCGUACCAUAUAACUCAUCUCCACUCCACUCCCAUAACCGUUUAUGUUCUUUCUUGUUCGCUUUGUACGCAAGAAAACUUGAAUCGCAUGCGUACUCAGUGAGGGUUAAGACGUUUUUGUUACCUAGAAGUUGUAUAUUCUCUUGUCAUUCCAUCAUUGUUCAUUCUCGAUACAUUUCCAGAUUUAUUUUUUUACUCAAUGAAUUGCCGUUGACAGUGUUGAUUGAAAGAA
This is a messenger RNA of Rhipicephalus microplus (southern cattle tick), 6047 nucleotides long. RefSeq lists its product as uncharacterized. The record is from RefSeq and is a predicted model, not a curated record. Lineage: Eukaryota; Metazoa; Arthropoda; Arachnida; Ixodida; Ixodidae.